Molecule: messenger RNA, 1018 nt
Organism: Zeugodacus cucurbitae (melon fly)
Lineage: Eukaryota; Metazoa; Arthropoda; Insecta; Diptera; Tephritidae
Exons: 2
Coding region: 132-959 (275 amino acids)
Source: RefSeq, a predicted model, not a curated record
CAGGUAAGUGUGAUCGAAACUUUAAAAAGCCUAACUCGAAGUCAGUGUAUUUCUAAAAGAAUUCGUACUUGAGUAAAGCAGUCGCAUCUGAUCGUGAAAUCACACUUCAAACGAAUACACUCGUCUCUACUAUGCUGUGCGGUGCAACAUAUUUGGUUUUGUUUAGCACAAUGUGCGUAAUAUCUUUAGCACGGCCAUCACAAUUAGAUGAUAUUUUUGUUGGAUAUUUAAAAAACGUAAAUCUGUAUAGUCCAGAAAAGCAAUCGCAAAUAGUAAAGCGACGAGUCUACGAAGAUAAUCAGGAUGGAAGUUUGAAGAAGAUUUCCUUACAAUCGCUAAUUGGGGAUUUGGAGCAGAAUUUCUUGCAAUCAGCUUCAAACGCAGGCAGCCUUGCACAUCAAACAACGGAAUCAACGGAAAGCCAUUUAAACGCUAGUGAAAAUCAUUCUGUAAUCAAACGAAAAGCGGAAAGUGAAAAACCUGCAAGUGUUGAAUUAAUAAAUGCAUCGGAUGAGAACACUUCUAAUAAAGCACCAGGAUCCACUCGAAUACAGGUUGAGCAUAUUUCUGUGCAACCACAUUUUGGCAAUUUCCCCAUUGUGCCAGCAUUCCAAUUGCAGCACACAAAACUUAUAUCCGCUACUUUUAAGGACACUGAUUCUAAACCAACCCAAAUCACAAUUACAAAGACAAACAUCCAGGCUACACCGGCGCAGGAAAAACUCGAAGCUAUUAAUGAUCACGCUGAGGUCAACAAACGAACAGAGGCAAACGGUGAAAUUAAGGAUGAAAUAGAGAAAAACAACAACUCCAAACAACCGGCCAAUGAGAAACCCGAAAAUCUCUCACCAUCGUCAACAAAAAGCCCUGCUUCAGAUUUAAAACAAACUGAGGCGGAGCUUAAGGCAAAUGUAGCUGAAAUCGAAGCAGAACCAGUAAUAUUAUCAGCGCGAGUUUAAUUGUACACAAGUUACUGUUAUAUUAUUUUUAUUUUUUUAAUAUACUAUCUACCGAUCAA